CUUAUCUGAAACAGAGCCUUGGAAUCCUCAAAAUCUGGAAACUUGGAUCCGUACGCAAGUCAAUUCAUUCAGUCUACAGUGUCAGAGAUCGUUGAGGGCCUGACACGGAAUCUAGACGCCAUUCCAGGCAUGUUCGUCGAGGGGCCCCACAGUAGCGGCGGCGGCGGCGGUUCUAAUUUAUAUUCGAAGGGGUAUAGCAUCGAAGUGGAGGUGCAAGUUAUGGCGUCGUGGAACUCAGUUCAGUUAGAGGUUUUGUACCAUGUUUUGGGAUGGAUUGCGUUCGUGUCAUGGUCGAUCAGUUUCUACCCUCAAGUCGUCUUAAAUUUCCGAAGGAAAAGCGUGGUGGGAUUGAAUUUCGAUUUUGUGCUGUUGAAUUUGACGAAGCACUCGUCGUAUCUCAUAUACAACGCUUCCCUCUUCUUCAGUUCCACUGUUCAGAGACAGUAUCGAGAGAAAUUUGGCUUUAAUGAGAUGAUUCCCGUUGCUGCUAAUGAUGUGGCUUUCUCGACUCAUGCUGUGUUAUUGACUGCUUUCACUUUGUUUCAGAUUGCCAUUUAUGAGCGUGGAAACCAGAAAGUGUCCAGAAUUGCCAUUGGAAUUGUAUCUGUGGCCUGGUUGUCUGCAGCAGUUUGUGUCUUCGUUGCUAUACCGCGGCAUUCCUGGUUUUGGCUGGUUGCCAUCUUCAACAACAUUCAGGUUGUCAUGACAGUCAUCAAAUACAUUCCUCAGGCCAUCUCAAACUUCCGGAGAAAAAGUACAGUUGGGUUUAGCAUAGGCAACAUCUUGCUUGAUUUCCUUGGAGGAGUGACAAACUACUGUCAGAUGGCCGUCCAGUCCAUUGACCAACAUUCCUGGGUUAACUUCUACGGAAAUAUUGGGAAGACAAUGAUAUCUUUGGUGUCGAUCUUCUUCGACAUACUAUUUAUCAUACAACACUACAUACUAUAUCCAUCCAAGAAGGUGGCUGUGGCGCAGCCGUUAGUUGAACCUUCUUCUGAUAUCCCUCAAUCAGAGACAGAAGUGAAGGAAUGUGCGAUUGAUUUGAUGCAUUAUAGGGGAAUGCACACAACUUGAAACAUUUGUCGAAGAAAAGAUGUACACAUGAAAAAUGGCUGUGAACAACAGAAACAGCCAGCAGCAGCAAAUGGAAGCAG
Andrographis paniculata is the source of this 1154-nucleotide messenger RNA. RefSeq names its product cystinosin homolog. Gene Ontology annotation, biological process: L-cystine transport. Gene Ontology annotation, cellular component: vacuolar membrane. Gene Ontology annotation, molecular function: L-cystine transmembrane transporter activity. The transcript is spliced from 10 exons. NCBI's taxonomy places the organism in Eukaryota, Viridiplantae, Streptophyta, Magnoliopsida, Lamiales, Acanthaceae. The coding region runs from base 130 to 1074 and encodes 314 amino acids. The record is from RefSeq and is a predicted model, not a curated record.